Molecule: messenger RNA, 2309 nt
Organism: Bursaphelenchus okinawaensis
Lineage: Eukaryota; Metazoa; Nematoda; Chromadorea; Rhabditida; Aphelenchoididae
Source: the annotation of a GenBank genome assembly
AUGAACUUUGAUCAAAACCAAUUUUUCAAUCUAACCUUUAUGUAAGUCAUGAUUUUAUGAACAAAAUAUACAUGUUCUGUACACAGUCGAGCAGUUUUAUCUUAUUCUACCAACUAAAGAUUUUAAUUUUAGAGGUAGACCGCCAGUUCAGCCUCGAUUCCCAAUUCAAAUGCCUCUGGGCGCUUAUUAUGGCUACGAUCCGUAUGAGAAUCCCAACGAAAUACUGCUCCCAAUCGACGACUCUUUCAGGCAAACCGUGCAUCCAGUCGAUGAUAAAGGUCACAUAAUUUUUCAAGCUCCACAGCAACAACAAGGUCCAGCUGAAACUCUACAACAUAAUGUAGUAGACGAUGGUGGAACGACGGCACCGACCAGGAACGUGCUCGAUCCUAAUGAAGAUUUUGAUCCGUAUGGUGGAAACGAGCCAAUUCAACUGGAGGAAAAAGUAAAAAACAUUUCUCUGAAAGAAACUGGCAUCAACGAGCUCGAAUAUCAUCAUGGGUACGGUAAUAUAGGUUGUUGUCAAUUGUAUAAUAUACUACAUUAAAAACUCUAAUUUACAAUAUAAUAUAGAAUAGUUCUGGUUUUUUCAAGAAUAUAAUUGUAGACUACUACCGCGUGAGGACAUAAAUCUUAUGUUGAAAGAACCGGGCGACUUUCUGCUACGAUGUACAUCAACUUCAAGUCAGGGCCAACGCCAAACAUGCUUAUCAGUGAUGGGAAACAAUGGAUAUGUGGAACAUUUUAUGAUCAGGAAUGUUGGCGGACAGUUCUUUUUGACUGAGCAAGUGGGCUUUCCCUCUGUCAUCAACCUUGCCAACCAUUACCUUCUGAAGAAGCUACCUUUCGGCAGUCCUCCAGUCAUGUUGAACAAGCCUGUCUGUAGACAAGACUGGGAGUUCCAUCCAGAACAAGUUAAUUGUGGAAAGGUGCUCGGGCAAGGAGCGUUUGGUCAAGUAUUUCACGGCAAACUCAGAAUAAAGCCUAAUGAAGAAGUUGAGGUAGCUGUCAAAACGGUAAGUAGGUAUAGUAGGGUGAAACAAUGGGGGAGGGGCCUGUGUACCGUGCUGUAGAUGGAAAAACUAUUUGUUAAAAUUUUCAGAUGAAAGUGACCAUGAUGACAAAGGAGAAGAUUGAAGAAAUCAUGAAGGAAGCCAGACUGAUGAGAAUGCUACGACACAAAAACAUCAUCAGAUGCUACGGCGUGUCAGCCGACAGUGAGCCUCUCAUGAUUCUGAUCGAGUUUUGUUCAGGUGGAAGUCUGGACACGUAUCUCAGAGCGAACGGUGUUAAGAUUACUAUCGAUGAGCGUGUUUCUAUGUCGUAUGAUGCAGCUUGUGGUUUGAAUCACAUUCAUCGUAGUCGUAUCUUGCAUCGGUAAGAUUUAUUUUUUACGUUGUUGUGUAAAUUAUUAACGAUUUUAUUAUAAAUUAACGUGUAUAUUGUUCUUGAACGUAUUUUAGCGACAUAGCAGCCCGGAAUUGUCUCUACGGUAACAAAAUACUCAAGAUCAGCGACUUUGGUCUCUCUCGGUUGGCUACUCAAGUUAAGUUGGAUCCCACGGAAAAGGCUCCACUAAAAGCGUUGGCUCCAGAAGUGUUUGCUACGCAAUUGUACACGGCUGCAGCCGAUGUUUGGGCAUUUGGAGUGUUGUUGUGGGAGAUAUUUAACAACGGAGCCGAACCAUAUAAUGGCUGGACGGGAGCCCAGGUCAAACAAGAGGUACCUUUGGCUUGUCGAACUACUGUUAUAUCAGUUAAAUAUACUGUAAAUGUGUUAGGAGAUAAAGAAAAUACUAAUAACAUUGCUUUAGGUAAUGAGGAAGGGAAAUCGACUGGUAAUUCCUGAGUGGACGCCACCCUUUAUGAAAGAUGUCAUGAAGAAGAUCUUCAAUCCUCGAAGUGAACAAAGGCUUCUGAUGUACGAUGUGUUACGGGAGAUCGACGCUGGGAGAAAAAAGUCAACUAGGUAAGGAUUAAUAUAUAUUUGAUAGUUCUCAAAUUUUUAUCAGAAUAACAUUGAGUGAAAGUAUCAAGUGUUGAUUUUUCAGUAAGAACAAGCACAAGAAGGGUAAAGCAGGUGGCAAAAUGUCACAACAAGUAUCGAUGAGCAGAGAAGCGUUGGUAGGCCUUGACAAGAAGAACAAGAGACCCAACAACAAGACUACCUCCAAGGAACGAGGUCGUACUAAAACAAGCAAGAAGAGGUACGCCAGUCGAGAGAAGCCAUCCAGAGAAACCAUUUCCAAGACGCAGACCAAUUCGAAGGAAGGCAGUUUUUCAAAAGAAGGUCGCACUUACAAACAAUAG